AAGCUGAUCGAUACGCAGAGCCACAAGACACCACGGAUGAGAUGGCAUUACGGUUUGAAGCUUCCUGUCCUGAUGGCCUAUGUCCAGGAUGGAGCAUCAUCGUAAGAGGACAGCCUAGCUCAGAAGCCAAUAAGUUUGAGAUCAAUUUCCUCUGUGAUCAGGACGACAGAAUAGCCUUUCAUUUCAACCCCCGCUUCACUGAAUCAGACAUAGUCUGUAACUCCUUCCUUGCAAACCAAUGGGGGCAGGAAGAGAGAUGCACCAACUUCCCGUUUGGCACCGACGAGCAUUUUCAGAUCGAAAUUGACUCAGACGAUGACAACUUCCAUGUUUACAUCGAUGACACAAAGAUCAUGCAGUAUAAGCAUCGCGUCAAGGACCUGAAGACCAUCACUAAAGUCCAGGUGGUGAAUGACAUCAACAUCUCCUCUGUGGAGAUCACCAGGAAACAUUUUUGCUAAAAUGGUGGAGGAAUGGAGGCUUACAUCUUCCCUCUGGGACGCAAAAUUGAAAUGAGCCUUUGCUUGUUUUCAGUGGAUUAUUGUCUGUCUUGUGUUUGGUGUUGCUAAUUUUAGGAAUUAAAUAAUGAAUAAUGCGAUUAUCUCUUUGGAUCCAAAUCUUCCUGUUGGUCUCUUGGCAGUGUGAAUAAUAAUUGCCUCAAACAUAACCAGACAUGUCCAGUGCAUUAACACAUUAUAAUGAGUGCUAAACGGCUGCUUUAAAAUAUUCACAAGCAGUAUGGGAAUAUCAUAGUAAUUCACAUCGCAUUAAGAUAUCGACGUGCCAAAGGAAACACAUCACUAUGUAUGAUAACAUUAAUUCACUAACGCCUUCCCUAAAAUCUGUAAGCACUAGGUGUCAAGGUGUUAAUGAAAGACGUAGGUAUAAAUGUGACAAUCAAUACAAUCCAUUCUUAAAUAUUUUACUUAAAUAAAAACUUGCACCUAAUAUGAAAUUGACAUCUACGCUAUAUGGACAAAAGUACAAUACAGUAUGUGAACACCCGAGCAUUAUACUUAGAUGUGAACUUUCCUGAAUCCAUUGCCACAAAGUUGGAAGCAUACAAUUCUUUAGAUUGAUUUUUUAUGCUGUAGCAUUAAGAUUUCUCUUCACUGGAACUAAGAGGCAUGAAACCCAGGCCCAGAUUGGUCAUCGGGAGAAUUCCCAGAGGCCUGACGACUGAGUUAGCCCUGAUGUUUGUUUGUUCGUUUGUUUGUUUAAUCAGUCAGUCGUUAUUAUGUUAUAUUAAUGCGUGUCCGAUGUACUCAAGCGAUCCUUUCCGAAUUCGGCAUUCGAUAAUAAAUCAUGAAUCUGUUAGUCUUGACUUGCACAGCUACCAAUCGCCUCACCUCCACCGAACGGUUUCGAACAGAGUCAUCAAUGCGCAGAGUGAGGAUGGAGACGAAGUUGUCAGGUGGAGCAGAGAGGGAAAGGGCACGCAAAAGGAAAACCCUCCAAGAAGAAGCAGCGAAGUUUAGCAAAAUUACUGAUCUGUUCAGGGCUUCAAGUGCAGGUCAGUGUCAUCUGUAAAUACUGUGGCUAGCUUUGUGUUAUCUAAUUUAGCUAAUUAAGUAUUAACUUGAUUAUUAACAGUAAGUAUUAACACUAGCAAACGUUAGCACUAUUACUGUCGUCACUCAAAAUUUGCUAACGGACAGAAUUAUCUACUGUAUAGUUGUAAUACUAAGUAAUUUAGUGCAUUUAGGGAGCCUUCUAUUUUGUUGAAAUUAGAAAUACAGCUAGGGCAAACAACCACAGCAACAACAACAAAAAACUCUUUUUUUCAAGCUGUGAGUUAUAACAUGCAACAUCAUGUUCCAUAUUAGGAUUCUUCUAAAAAUAUAUUGGCAUGAUGUAGUUAUAAUUGUACUA
Messenger RNA from Ictalurus punctatus (channel catfish), 1872 nucleotides. It is a transcript of the gene grifin, whose product is annotated as galectin-related inter-fiber protein. The record is from RefSeq and is a predicted model, not a curated record. Gene Ontology annotation, molecular function: carbohydrate binding. Bases 42 to 461 code for a protein of 139 amino acids. The transcript has 4 exons. NCBI's taxonomy places the organism in Eukaryota, Metazoa, Chordata, Actinopteri, Siluriformes, Ictaluridae.